UUCGGUGGGGCCACUGCUCUUGAGGGAAUAAUGCGGCCGCUGCUCCGGCCUUCGCCGGCUGGAGUGCUGGCAUCCGUCUAGCCGGAGCUACGGCUGAUGUUCAUUGUUAUGAUGUGCUAUCGAACAAGUGGUCGAGGCUCACUCCUCUUGGAGAGCCUCCUUCACCGAGAGCUGCUCAUGUUGCUACAGCUGUGGGAACGAUGGUAGUAAUUCAGGGUGGAAUUGGACCAGCUGGAUUGUCUGCGGAGGACCUCCAUGUUCUAGACUUAACUCAGCAGAAACCGCGAUGGCACAGGGUGGUUGUUCAAGGACCUGGUCCUGGACCUCGAUAUGGUCAUGUGAUGGCUUUAGUGGGUCAGAGAUUUCUAUUAACGAUUGGUGGAAAUGAUGGGAAGCGGCCUUUAGCUGAUGUCUGGGCUCUAGAUACUGCUGCGAAGCCAUAUGAGUGGAGAAAGUUGGAACCUGAAGGUGAAGGCCCUCCUCCAUGCAUGUAUGCAACAGCAAGUGCACGUUCUGAUGGUCUUCUUUUGCUUUGUGGAGGGAGAGAUGCAAACAGCGUGCCACUGGCAAGUGCCUAUGGUCUUGCUAAACACAGAGAUGGUCGUUGGGAGUGGGCUAUUGCUCCUGGUGUCUCUCCAUCUCCUAGAUACCAACAUGCUGCUGUUUUUGUAAAUGCACGCCUUCAUGUAUCUGGAGGGGCUCUUGGUGGUGGCCGCAUGGUAGAAGAUUCAUCGAGCAUUGCAGUACUGGAUACUGCUGCUGGAGUUUGGUGUGACACAAAAUCAGUGGUUACUAGUCCCAGGACAGGAAGAUACAGCGCUGAUGCAGCUGGUGGUGAUGCUUCUGUCGAACUGACACGACGGUGUAGACAUGCAGCAGCUGCAGUUGGUGACUUGAUUUUCAUUUAUGGAGGGCUACGUGGUGGUGUGCUUCUCGGCGAUCUACUUGUUGCAGAGGAUCUGGCUGCUGCUGAAACAACAAGUGCGGCAAAUCACGCUGCCGCGGCUGCAGCAGCGUCCAACAUAGAACCUGGAAAGUCACCUGGACGAUACACCACCACUGAUGAACGAACUAGGCAAGGAGCUGAAGCAGUUGCUGAUGGUUCAGUUGUGCUUCCUGAUGGUUCAGUUGUGCUUGGAACACCAGUUGCUCCUCCUGUCAAUGGGGAUAUGUAUACUGAUAUAAGUAGUGAAAAUGCUAUGAUUCAGGGACCAAGGAGAUUGAGUAAAGGUGUUGAAUACCUGGUAGAAGCUUCAGCAGCAGAAGCUGAAGCAAUAAGUGCUGCUUUAGCUGCUGCUAAGGCCCGACAAGAGAAUGGUGAAUCUGGACAAUUGCCCGAUCGAGAUGGCAGUGCAGAGGCUAGUCCUAGUGGGAAACAGACCCCACCACUAACUAAAGUGCCAGAGUCUUCAUUGUCGAAUAGUAUCAUGCCACCUGGGGUCCGGCUACAUCAUAGAGCGAUAGUUGUGGCUGCAGAGGCAGGGGGUGCUUUGGGAGGUAUGGUCCGUCAACUCUCCAUUGACCAGUUUGAGAAUGAAGGCAGGAGAGUGAGUUAUGGUACUCCUGAGAGUGCAACUGCAGCUAGGAAAUUAUUGGAUAGGCAAAUGUCCAUCAAUAGUGUGCCUAAAAAGGUUAUUGCACAUCUUUUAAAGCCUCGUGGUUGGAAGCCCCCUGUUCGCAGACAAUUCUUCUUGGAUUGCAACGAAUUAGCAGAUCUGUGUGACAGUGCUGAAAGAAUAUUUUCGACUGAGCCAAGUGUCCUGCAAAUCAGGGCUCCUGUUAAAAUAUUUGGUGAUCUACACGGUCAAUUUGGGGAUCUCAUGCGUUUAUUUGAUGAGUACGGUGCUCCUUCAACAGCUGGGGACAUAGCUUAUAUCGACUAUCUAUUUUUAGGCGAUUAUGUUGAUCGGGGUCAGCACAGUCUGGAAACCAUCUCUCUUCUUCUUGCACUGAAGGUUGAAUAUCCUCAUAAUGUACAUCUAAUUCGCGGAAACCACGAGGCAGCAGAUAUCAAUGCCUUAUUCGGCUUCCGGAUUGAAUGCAUAGAGCGAAUGGGAGAGCGAGAUGGAAUCUGGGCUUGGCAUCGUAUAAAUCGACUAUUUAAUUGGCUUCCUUUGGCCGCACUAAUUGAAAAGAAAAUCAUUUGCAUGCAUGGAGGUAUUGGUCGGUCUAUAAAUCAUAUAGAGCAAAUAGAGAACCUACAACGCCCAAUUACGAUGGAAGCAGGCUCAGUUGUUCUUAUGGAUCUAUUAUGGUCUGAUCCAACAGAGAAUGACAGUGUUGAAGGUUUAAGACCAAAUGCGAGAGGACCAGGCCUGGUUACCUUCGGGCCUGACCGAGUCAUGGAGUUCUGCAAUAACAAUGACCUCCAGUUGAUAGUACGUGCGCAUGAAUGUGUGAUGGAUGGGUUUGAACGGUUUGCUCAAGGACAUCUAAUAACUCUCUUCUCUGCAACUAAUUAUUGCGGUACUGCAAAUAAUGCAGGUGCUAUUUUAGUUUUGGGAAGAGACCUUGUUGUUGUUCCAAAACUAAUUCAUCCUUUACCACCAGCCAUUAGUUCACCUGAAACAUCACCUGAGCGUCACAUGGAUGACACAUGGAUGCAGGAGCUGAAUGCCAACAGACCGCCAACCCCAACAAGAGGUCGGCCUCAAGUGGCAAAUGAUCGUGGUUCUCUAGCCUGGAUAUAGCAACCUUUUCUUAUUUGGAUGAUUAUCAUGUUGAUUUAUAUGUCACAUGAUUUGAGGCUCCAGCUGGCCGUUUCUUGAUGCCGUUUCUCUUGAAAGUGCCUAAGGGUUAUCAUACUCAACGAUGGGGGAAGAUAGUCUUGACCCUAAGGUUUCAAGGCUCCAGAAAGAAGAAUCAUGAUGAAGAUAUAUUUAUUUCAGGCUGGAGCUCUUCCCGUCGCAAGAAGCAGCUCGGGGUGGCCCGGGUGGGAGUUCGGUUUUUUCUUCUUAAAUGCAAUUGUAGAAUAGAAUGCAGUCUGUGAAAUUACCUGAUUAGUUCCCUUAGAAGUUGGCCUGUGCAUAAUGGUGUCUUCUGCCGUUACCCAUUUGCGGGUUUCUCCUUUUAGGUAUUCGGUAUUCUUUUCUUUACGGUUUUGGCUUUCCCCCGCCCUUUUGGAGAGUGGUUACUUCGCAUGUUUCUCCUCUGUUGAGUGAAUAUAGCAUCUGAGCUUUACGACCUAUAUGAUGUCCUGUAUCAUAGAUAUUCAUACCUGCAACACAUUUUUCUUGUAAUUUUUUUGUGGUGCAGUCAUGUAUAAUGUAAGUUUUGAGUGUAGGAGGAAAACAACUCGGUUUGGUUCAAUGUUGAUUUGCAGAUGUGGAGAUGCUGGGUUGUGCGUAAUUGCUCGAUA
Asparagus officinalis (garden asparagus) is the source of this 3358-nucleotide messenger RNA. RefSeq names its product serine/threonine-protein phosphatase BSL3-like. Gene Ontology annotation, biological process: brassinosteroid mediated signaling pathway. Gene Ontology annotation, molecular function: phosphoprotein phosphatase activity; protein binding. The record is from RefSeq and is a predicted model, not a curated record. NCBI's taxonomy places the organism in Eukaryota, Viridiplantae, Streptophyta, Magnoliopsida, Asparagales, Asparagaceae. The transcript has 21 exons. The coding region runs from base 201 to 2690 and encodes 829 amino acids.